Molecule: messenger RNA, 2958 nt
Organism: Delphinapterus leucas (beluga whale)
Lineage: Eukaryota; Metazoa; Chordata; Mammalia; Artiodactyla; Monodontidae
Gene: KLRD1
Product: killer cell lectin like receptor D1
Biological process (GO): positive regulation of natural killer cell mediated cytotoxicity; stimulatory C-type lectin receptor signaling pathway
Source: RefSeq, a predicted model, not a curated record
UGUGUCUCAUCAGCAGAUGGUGCACGCACACUUGAAUACACAAGUUUUCUUUUUUAAAAAAUUUCUUCAUACACAACUUUCAGGUUCCUUAGCCUACAGCUCAGCUCCGUGAUCUAACCCAGUUCUUGAACAAGCAGCCAUCGUGCCUUUCCUGCAUGGACACUGGAACAACAUUUCAUAUGGCAGCUUUUCAGACCACUCCAUGGAGGCUGAUUUCUGGGGUCUUAGGAGUAAUGUGCCUUUUGUUGGUGGCUGCUUUGGGAGUUUUGUUGAAAAGUUCAUUUACUAAACAAAAUGUUCAGCCAACAUUCUCUCCAGGACCCUCCACAGAUCUCCGGGAAGGAUCUGGCUGCUGUUCUUGCCGAGAAAAGUGGAUUGGCUACCAAUGCAGCUGUUACUUCAUUUCUAAUGAAUCAAAAACAUGGAAAGACAGUAGAAAUUUUUGUGUUUCUCAUAAUUCCAGUCUACUUCAGAUACAAAACAGAAAUGAACUGUAUUUUAUGAACUCCAUUUCCUAUUAUUACUGGACUGGACUCUCUUACAGUGAAGAACAUCAUGGCUGGUUGUGGGAGGAUAAUUCUACUCUCUCCCAAGAUCUAUUUCUAUCCCUUCACCCUGUAAAUCCAAAGAACUGCAUAAUACAUGGCCCAAGCGGAAGUGUUAUGGAUGCAGACUGUGGAAAUAAAUAUCGUUAUGUCUGUAAGCAACAGCUUAUUUAGAUGUUUCUUGGGGCAGAAGGGGUGUGCAAUGAAGAUUCAGUAUACUUAGAAUGGUAACAUAUAUUACUAACUACCUACUUCUGGGAUCUGUAAAGUGUUUCAAAUUGUGUCUUAUCAAUCAUAAUUUUCAUGUAUUUGAAAAUGUGUUUAAAUUUUUUAUCAAGAUAUAAUUGACAUAUAACAUUACGUUAGCUUCAAGUAUACAACAUAACAAUAACUAGACACUAGGUCUAAUUAACAUCCAUCAUCAUAUAUAGUUAUAAUUUUUAAAUUUUGCCAUGUGUCUUAAAAUUGAUGAAAUGUGUGCCUACACCUAAAAUUAUAGUCAAGAUAAAUAAUUUCAUGAAUAUUAAUGUAUAUGGUAAAUAGUGAAUUUAAUAGUUUAUGCAUAUAUUCUUGGAAAUUCUCUCUGUAGAAGUUUAAAUAAAACUUAAUUCAUGCCAAAUAAUAUAUAUCACAUCAUAUCAGUCCUUUGUAUGGCGUACUAAGUUGAGAAGUCCCAUCCUCAUCUCUCUUUUUCUGGAAGUAAAAAUAAUUUUAGUGUUCCUUUUCAAUUCUUUCUGGAUAUCUAUACAUCUAUAUGUUCUAAUUUAGAGCUGAAAGUGCCAUAUAAUAGUUUCUUCAUAUGUAUCACCUGGCCUCAGAGGGGAACACAUUUGUGUGUCUUCUCUUGAUGCUACAGAGUUCUGCAGAACAGUUGGAAGUCUUUGGCCAAAUAUAUGGUCUCACGUGAUUGCUUUCAUAUUUUACAAGAGGAAAGGGCAUCUAAGCCCUGAUCAUAUAAAUUUAUAAUACUUAUUUCUUUACUCCACAUAUUUUUCUUGCCUAUGCUUAUCCAUCAGUAAAAAAAGCCAUUCUUACAUGUACAUUGAAGAUUUUAAUCUCUAGCCAGUCCCCAAAGCCUUUUCCUAAAAGUAUGUACCAAAAACUAAAUACUGUAAGAUGUUACAGAAAAACCCGAAUGAACUUUUGGGCCAACCCAAUAAUUACCCUUUUUUGGGGGUGGAGGAGGGGCUAGCUCAUUUUAUUGAAGGAUUUCUAAAUAGGUAAAAGAAAGGGUGGGAACACAAUGAGUUCUGAUGCCCAUCUGACCUGGAAGAGAUUUUCCCAACCUCACAGAUAUCAAAAGCCAAUUCCCUUUUUGUAAUUGUUGCAUCUACAUCUUAAAAAUUGUGUAUUGACAUCUAUAUUUGCUCUCUAGUUUUAUAUUUUAAUUAAAUAAUAAUAAUUAAGAACCCAAAGUUGAUUUUUAAAAUACAAAGAGUCAGGAAGAGGAAAGAUCCUCUUAUGUUUUAUUUCUCAAAAUAUAAAUAUAAUAGUACUACAACUUGAACUCUUCACAUUCUUGUAUGCAGGUUGACUUAGGAAAAAUGCACUUAAGUUAUACUAUGCAAAAUUCAGGAUAGACUAUAACAUCUUUCAAAUGUUUAACUUGGACUAAGUGAACAUGCAUUGCACUUUCUAGAUAUUUGAAAUGUUUUGCCUUUGCUGUCCAUGUGAUUUUCAUAAUAAUAUAGUUUAAUUGAAUUUAAAAAGAACAUUAUAGGCAAGCUUAUAAUGAAAAUAAAUACUUUUCUGUUCCAACUGUCCCAUCAAUCUGUCCUCUUCCCACAAAAAUUUCCUCUGAGUUUUUUGUGUGUUUCUUUUUUUUUUUCCUACCUAGAGUAGUUUUCUCUGUAAUGAACCAAGGAUAGUCUAUUUUCAUAAUUUUUGUCCAGGAUGAAUCUCAACUCUGUUUAUUUAGCCACAUUAAAGUAUAGGUUCAAAUUGUUACUUUCAUAUCAGCACACUAUAAAGUGUCCAGAGUUCAAUCAGCCUUUUUUUUUUUUUCUGAGAACUCAUGAACAUUUAUUACAAUGCUGCAAGAACAAUGAGGGGACGGAAGGUGUUAAAUAUGACAGAGAGUAAUCUAUGUCAACAUUGUCUCCAUUGAGGGAAGAAAAUUCCUGUUGCCACCCACUUAUAGCUCAGAUGUUUUUUUAAGCUCCCAUAUCUUUUCAGGGCAUUGUGAUGGAAAGUGCUGAUUUGAAUGAAGAGUACUGGUCACCCAUGGCAGUGGCCUGCUCACAUCUGGCCCCAUCAUACUAAUCACAGUCAAUCCAGGACCAUCUGACCCAUUUCAUUUUUAUUAUUUUUUUCUGCCACUCUUACCUGCAUUCUGCUUUCCUUCAUCCUGAAAAUAUCUUUGUAGUCCUUGGGAUGGGAACAACAUUUUUUUUUUUUUUUUUUUUUGGUACGC